Messenger RNA from Dendrobium catenatum, 3209 nucleotides. Its product is annotated as mechanosensitive ion channel protein 6. The record is from RefSeq and is a predicted model, not a curated record. Lineage: Eukaryota; Viridiplantae; Streptophyta; Magnoliopsida; Asparagales; Orchidaceae. The transcript is spliced from 5 exons. Gene Ontology annotation, cellular component: plasma membrane. The coding region runs from base 216 to 3014 and encodes 932 amino acids. Gene Ontology annotation, molecular function: mechanosensitive monoatomic ion channel activity. Gene Ontology annotation, biological process: transmembrane transport; monoatomic anion transport.
CUUCCAGGUUCCCAAGCAGCAAAGGAAGACUGUAAUUGGCCUCGCCGAGCCUCUGGCUCUCUAACACGUGAUCCGAACCAGAAAGACUACGUAAUUUUUUCUCGAACUUUCCCCAAUCUUUUCGAAAGAGAAAUGCAAACCAUCGAUCUCUCUGACUUCUGAUGCUCACCGUUCUACGGAAUCAUCGAAACGAGCAGCAUUGAGCUGACUAAAUCAUGAACGUUUUCCGGAAAUCAUUCAAAUCGCACAGCUCUUACAAGAUAUCCUCUGCUUGGAACCAGUCUGAGGACGAACGGCCGAUUCUCUCCCGCGAUCCUCUUGAAGAAUCCGGAAGUCGCCGGGAGGUGGUCAUCAAGGUUGACGGCGAGAGCGACGAUAUGGAAAUGAAGAACGGGAAUACCUCUGUUGCUGCUGCUGGCGUGAAUAAUAGCAAGGUGUGGAGAGAAUCUAGUUAUGAUUUUUGGGAGGAAGGGCAUGUUGACAAUGGGGGUGGCGGAGAAGGUGGGAAUGGGUUGGGAUUUUCAUUUCAGAGUCCGAAGAAGAAGGAUUUGCCAGAGAUCAGCGAGGAUCCUCCGUCGCGACUGAUAAGUUCGUUUCUGAAGAAGCAGAAAAUAGCCGGCGCCGAGAUGGCGCUGGACAUGGAUCUCGAGAUGGAGGAGCUCAGGAAGCCGACGACGAGUUCGUCUUCCCCUUCAUCCAAGGAGCAGCGCGUCUCCUUCCACGACGUUUCCAAUAAUCCGCCAUCCCAUAACUCGCGUAUGGAAUCGGACGACGAUGAAGACUCCGAUGACCACGUCGAAGGGCCGGAACUUCGCCAGAAUUCGGCGGCCGCAAGCUCCCACUCGAAGGACGGCACCGCCGUCACCGAGGUCCUGCGAUGCACCUCCAACUCGUCAUUUUGCCGGAGCAGACCAUUGCUGCGGGCCAAGACAAGGUCUAGGCUUAUGGAUCCUCCUGCAGGCGGCGGCUCAGACGAGAAGAAAUCUAUGCGUAUGCCGAACAGGUCUGGGCAAAUCCCUCAACGGUCUGGCUUGCUCGGCAAGUCUCGCGUCGAAGAGGACGAGGAGGAUCCCUUUGAGGAUUUACCGGAGGAGUUUAAGAGCACCAAGAUCAGCAACUGGACAAUCUUGGAGCUAAUCGGUCUUGUCCUUGCUCUUGCUGCCCUAAUCUGCAGCCUCGCCAUACCCAAGCUUGCACGUCAAACAUUUUGGGGGCUUCAUCUAUGGAAAUGGGAAGUGCUCGUCCUCGCCCUUAUAUCAGGCCGCCUUCUCUCCGGAUGGUUAAUCCGCAUCAUUGUCUUCUUCCUUGAGCGCAAUUUCUUCCUCCGCAAGCGGUUUCUCUACUUCGUGUACGGAGUGCGCAGGGCAGUUCAGACCUGCAUCUGGUUUGGCCUGGUUCUCCUCGCUUGGCACUUCCUCUUCGACAAAAAGGUGGUGGGAGAGAACAAGAUGCUUUCGUAUAUAACUAAAAUCCUCUUUUGCUUCAUCAUCGCCACCGUCUUACGCCUCAUCAAGAUUCUUCUGGUCAAGGUUUUAGCUUCGUCCUUCCACGUGAGCACAUAUUUUGAUCGGAUUCAAGAAGCUUUGUUCAAUCAAUAUGUUAUCGAGACUCUCUCAGGUCCGCCUCUCGUUGAAAUUAAGCACAACAUGGAGGAGGAGGAACGGAUGAUGAAUGAGAUGCAGAAGCUGCAGAAUGCUGGCGCUACCAUACCCAAGGACAUCAGGGCGGCGGCCUUUUCAUCUAAAAAUGGAAGGGUAAUAGGAGGAAGUGGUGGAAUUGGCCAUGGAGGGACAGGAUUUAAGAGUUCUCAAAUUGGAAAGAGUACGAAGAUUUCUGAUACCGCAUCUAGGAGAUAUUUUAGCGGGCAGCAGUCGCAGCAGGAGGGAGGGAUCACCAUUGACCUGCUGCAUAAGCUUAAUCAAAAAAAUAUAUCGGCGUGGAACAUGAAGAGGCUGAUGAGAAUUGUUAGGCUCGGCACAUUAACGACGCUUGAUGAGCAAUUAACAAUGGGAAUUGAGGAGGACGAGUCAACUGUGCAGAUCAAGAGUGAACACGAGGCAAAGAUAGCGGCAAAGAAGAUCUUCAGUAAUGUUGCCAAGCCUGGUGCCAAGCAUAUUUACUUGGUGGAUUUGAUGCGAUUCAUGAGGGAAGAUGAAGCAGUAAAAACUAUGAGUCUUCUUAAUGGAACACAGGAUGACCGAGUCAGCAGGAGGAUUCUCAAGGAUUGGGUGGUUAACACGUUUAGAGAGCGUAGAGCCCUUUCUUUGACACUAAAUGAUACCAAAACAGCCGUGAACAAGCUUCAUCAGAUUGCAAAUGUCGUUGUUGCCAUUAUCAUAAUUGCAAUCUGGCUUCUUAUUCUGAACAUUGCUACAACUCACUUUUUUGUUUUUCUUAGCUCUCAGAUUCUUCUUUUGGUAUUUGUUUUUGGCAACACAUUUAAGACGACAUUUGAAGCUAUGAUUUUCUUAUUUAUUAUGCAUCCCUUUGAUGUUGGUGAUCGUUGUGAAGUGAAUGGUGUUCAGAUGGUUGUGGAGGAGAUGAAUAUCUUGACAACGAUCUUUCUGAGAUCUGACAACCAGAAGAUAACAUAUCCAAAUUCUGUGCUUGCUACAUUACCCAUUGGCAAUUUCUAUCGAAGUCCUGAUAUGGGAGAUAAUGUUGACUUUUGUGUUCACGUUGCAACUCCGCUGGAAAAGCUUGUUCUCAUGAGAGAAAAAAUAAUGGCAUUCAUGGAAAGUAAGAAGGAGCACUGGCACCCAGGUGCUCAAGUGGUCCUCAAGGACGUCGAUGAUAUGAACAGGUUACAAAUAUCGAUCUGGAUGCGCCACCGCAUAAACUUUCAGGACAUGGGGAUGAAGUUCACAAGACGAGAGCUUGUGAUAGUGGAAUUGAUCAGAGUGCUCAAGGAACUUGACAUCGAGUAUCGCUUGUUGCCUGUAGAUGUAAAUAUCCGAAACUUGCCUCCAGUCACCUCCACUCGCCUCCCUUCUACCUGGACAACUUGCAACUAACAUCAUAGCACAUCACGAGAGCAGGCUUAUGGCUUAUGAGAGGUGCGUGCUUUCUUUGCCAUCUUUUGUUUUUUUUCCCUAGUUAAACGCUAGUAUUGCUUCCUCUUUGUUUUAUAUAUAUAGAGGGAAGUUUGUUUAGGCUUUAGCAAGUAGAUGUGGUUUUGUCAUGAGUUUUCGUUUUCUGUAGAGGUCUCA